This is a messenger RNA of Colletotrichum gloeosporioides, 1656 nucleotides long. RefSeq lists its product as uncharacterized. Gene Ontology annotation, molecular function: ubiquitin binding. The record is from RefSeq and is a predicted model, not a curated record. Gene Ontology annotation, cellular component: ESCRT I complex. Gene Ontology annotation, biological process: protein modification process; protein transport; endosome to lysosome transport. The coding region runs from base 1 to 1656 and encodes 551 amino acids. The transcript is spliced from 4 exons. Lineage: Eukaryota; Fungi; Ascomycota; Sordariomycetes; Glomerellales; Glomerellaceae.
AUGCCUGUUCAACAGCACGUUUUGAACUGGCUCUAUAGUGUUCUCACAAGCGAGUACCAUGACGUAAACCGCACAUACAACGAUGUCGCCCAAGCUCUGUCGCAGUACCCAUCGCUGUCACCGCGAACCGAUGUUCACACUUUCGACACCGGUAUCUCCGCCCUUCUCCUCCACCUCACCGGCACAGUACCGGUCAUCUUCAGAGGCACGACAUAUCGAUUCCCCAUCUCAGUAUGGGUUCCGCACGCAUAUCCCCGAGAGGCCCCUUUGGUCUACGUGACCCCCACCGAGUCCAUGAUGGUUCGUCCUGGCCAACAUGUAGAUCCUCAAGGCCAGGUCUAUCACCCUUACCUGGUGGGCUGGUCCGCGUUCUGGGAUAAAUCGACCAUUCUUGACUUCCUAGCGAUUCUCCGAGAUAUAUUUGCCAAGGAACCCCCCGUCAUUGCUCGUCCCCGAGAAAGGCAGCCGCCUCUCAUUUCUGCCUCCCCUUCGCAGUCCCACGGCCAAACACCACCGCCCGUUCCCCCACUGCCGUCAGACCUACCUUCUCAUGCAACCCAUCGUCCGACGACGCAGACGCCCGUAAGCAAUUCACAACCACCUCCACCGCCGCCCAAACCUUCUGGCACUGGGCCACCUUACCGCAGCCCUCCACCUCCUUUGGAUGCUAGAAGCGGCCCUCCUCUUCCACCUCUACCACCGGGCGUUGACCGCACAGCCCUCCAUGGAAAGCAGCCGGAGCAGCCCCAGAGCCAAGGCUAUUCUCGCUAUGAUUCUGCACCACCUCUACCGCCAGCCGCCAUCCCUCAACACCCGCAUAACGCUGUGGCGCCGUCUCCGCGAUCAACGGGCGAGCUCCCACCUCAGCCGCCGCAGCAGACACGCCCUGACGUGACCCAAAGCCAGUCAUCCAUUUCGAAUCAUCAGUAUUCUGCACCCGUCCCGCCUCCUUCGCAGCCCGCCCAGCAUUAUAGUGGGCCUCCCCCGGGCUGGCAACCGGCUCUCGGACAACACCAACCGCUGCCGCAACAGCACCCACAACAGCACCCGCCACUGCAGCAGCAAGCACCCAAGGCGGCACCCCCUCCAGAUCUGCUCGAUGAACCUCUCACCCUCAGCAUUCCGUCUCCAUCCUCUGUAUCCGCGCCACCAAUCCCUCCAAACCCGGAAAAGGACGCACUUUUGCAUCAGCUGGCUCAAACGCUCCAUUCUCUACGCCAACGGAGUCGCCAGCAGAACGAGAACAGCAUGGCGGGCCUUCAAGCGCAACGCACAGCCAUGCUGAACGCCUUCUCAACACUCCAGUCCGAGAUGGGCACCAUCAGCCAGACAUCAGCCCUGCUUCAGUCUAACGCAAAUAUCCUUGUGGAGGCUUUACGGAAGGCCGACACCGUUGUUGAAGGCUCCACUCGUCAAACGGCCCCGGAUAUUGAUGAGCUGCUAGUAGCUCCCACCAUUGUAGCCAAUCAGCUGUACAAUCUUGUGGCCGAAGAAAAGGCUAUAGGUGAUACCAUAUUUGUCUUAGGCCGUGCUGUUGAGCGUGGCCGUAUAUCACCUGCAGUCUUUGCCAAGACAACUCGCUCUUUGGCAAGAGAGUGGUACUUGAAGAAAGCACUGGUGCGCAAGAUAGGAAAAGGGAUGGGACUAGCAGCAUAG